AUGCCGGGUCCACUAGCCACACAGAACAUACCAACGGACGAUAUGGCGCCUCCUCCGACACCUCCCAAAGAAGCGGUCCAAUUUCCAAUCCCACGUCCAUCUUACUCGCCUCCACCUCCUGUACCCGCGAAGCCCCAGUCCCCGCCUGGCCAGAUACAACAGCUCCCCGAUAUCGCUUCAUCAGUCCCUUCGAGUCCACUCACUUCUGGCCCUCUUGUCAACGAAAUACCUUCGUCCCAGACCAGCUCGUUCAGCUCAAAGGAUAGACUAGGGCUCGCUUCGAGGUUCAGGCGAUCGUCUCUCAGUCUUCGGGAACGAGACAAGGAUGGGAGCGACUCUGAGGACAAGGACAGGAUCAAGGACAAGAUCAAACACUUUUUCACGAGCAGUAGCAGCGGGAGUAGUAUUGACAAGUCAGAGGAUCGCAAGGCAUCAGAUGGGUCGACAACGGGACGAGGCGGAGUCCAAGAGGAGUGCAUCCCACCUGCAACGAUCACUAAGCCUCACGAGGUUCAGCCUCUUUCGAGAUCCCCUCUAGGCCAAUCAACGGCCCUCCCACCGGUGCACGAUUUCUACCCUCGCAAAGCUCCAUCUUCUGGCUCUCAAAUCUCGUCUGACCAGCCCACUAUCACGCCUUCCAAGUCGACCAAGCUCGUCACGCCAUCGACAUCACAUGAGCCUCUCGACGUCACCGUCAGGAAGUCACAGCGCAACACACCGCAUGACGACCCAGGACGACCAUUGUCCUUCACCAGCGAAGUCCAGACAGACCUGCCCAAGAACCCCUCAAGUCCCCCGCCGAUAAGCUUCCAAUCGGAUGCCUUCCACCAGAGCGUUCUGGAUGCUCAGCGUAGCGUUGAUCGUUUAGGUACGACCAUGACAAUACUCAGAGGCGCUGCAGCUGGUUUGGAGCUUGGAGCCGGCUGGAUCCCCGGAGUUGGAAAAGGCAUCGAAUUGAUCGUUCAGAUGCUGGAAAACGCCAAAAACCUAAGUAUGGGCAAGGUCGCAGCCUUGAGAUUGGUUGAGCGAUCCGCCACGGUUCUCAAUGCUGUCCAGCAGGCCAUCAUUGACAACGCUGGAAGGGUGUCAGCUAUCAACCAGGCCAACAUUGACCGUCUGCUCGUCAACCUUCAAGAGAGCUCUAAGCUGUUGGUGAAGCUGUCUCAGCAGCCUUUCCUCAAAUUGUACUUGCAUAUGGAAGAGAACUCGCGGCUGGUAGUCAUGGCAACGGAAAACCUGUCAGACUACAUUGAUAUUUUUAACCUUCAAUUGAUGAUCUCCACUGCUGCAUGGCAAGAGCAGUCCAGGCUAGACCACCAGAAAGAUAUCGAGCUCUUAAUUCGGCAGCAGGAAGAAGCACGCAAGGACGAUCAAGCUUUGUUGAAGCUAUUGGAACUGAAAGCGGAUCAACAGCAAGAAGCUAUCAAGACGCUACAGCGGACUUUAGAUCGCCUGCUAGCUGCUCAGAGCGAUACUCGAUCAGCGGUCGAGGCAGAUGACGUUCAAGCCGGGAGAUCCAUUCUCGGUCUGGAGAGGAUGUCGGUUCCUCAAUCCUAUCUCAUGGACGAAGCUCGGCCAUCGCUUCAAGAUACUGGGCGAGCAACAACAACCACGCAUGCUGAGACAUCUUCCUCUGGCUCAUAUGGCGCUAUUCCGUCUCCUCGGAGCCGAUACACGCGAGGAAGGACCAUGUCACUGGAUGACGAGCACUCCGUCCAACAUCAAGAAUUCUGCGAACAUGCGCUGGAUGUGCUCCGACGACACAGUACCAGUACGGAUGUCGCUGUCCCCGAUUGGACCAUCACCCCCCUUGAGAUAAUCCAAGAUGAACGGGUGAAAUCGGGCGGAUUUGCAGACAUUUGGCGAGGAAAGUGGCAGGGCGAAGAGGUGGCAAUUAAAGAGCUUGGCCCAUCUGCCGAUAGGCAAUUAUUCAUCCACGAGGUAGAGGUUUGGAGACAGCUUAAGAGCCGACAUAUCUUGCCAUUUCUCGGAGCGUCAAGUACCACGGGACCUCCUCCAUGGUUCCUUGUGAGCCCGUACAUGCGAAAUGGGGAUGCUCUGCAGUACCUUCAAAGUGAGAGAGGUCGAGGCGCUAGCAAGUUGGCGAUUCUACACGAGAUCGCUGAGGGUAUGGAAUAUCUCCACGGUCGUGAGAUUGUCCAUGGUGACUUAAAGGCGUCCAACGUCCUACUGGAUGACGAUGGCAAGGCGAUCCUCUGCGACUUUGGAUUGAGCAAAAUAAAAUUGGACAUGGUGACCAAGUCAAAACCCGACUCUCCCAUGCGGUCCGCUAUGGGUGGAACGAUGAGGUGGCAGAGUCCUGAAAGACUGAGCGGGGCAGCUUUGUCUUACAAGGAUGAUGUUUACGCCUUUGCCAUCACCAUAUGCGAGCUCUUCAUGGACCAGGUGCCCUAUGGCUAUGUUGACGACUUCUUGCUUCGGAAGAGCAUACUAAAAGGUCAAAGGCCUCUCAAGCCACCUGGGAUGCCAGAUGAACUUUACAAGAUUUGUCAGAAAUGCUGGGCUGCAAGUGCACCUGAUCGUCCUUCCUUCAGUGUGCUUUCAAAGAUGCUGGCAAAGAUAUACACGCCAGCGAAGACGCGCCAAGCGACCGCUCAGACCGGGACGACCGACGGAGGCAGUAGCUCCUACACCACUGCUUCAGAGGGCGAAUUGCACAGAGAACAGAUGGCGAUCUCCCCGAAACAUCACGGACUCGUCCUCCCUGACGAAGAGAACUCUUCGUCGUCCGGCUCGGUCCAUUCGAUUCCCCCUCAUCUGGAAACGGAACCAUCGUUCGACUCCGACCGAGCGGAAAGACAUUACAGACAUUAUCUCCAGCACGACUUUGACGAUCGACUGACUUUACCUCUUUGGUUCCCGUCGCUAGUCUCGCUCGGCGAGGUUGGCUACAUUCGUCAUGGCCAAUUUGUCAAGCUCCUGGACGCUCAUCGGCCUCCACUCGUCACUCAUCAGCGACAGUUGCCGCCCUUGCCAUUCUUGGACGAGUUUAGCUCACUGCAUACGAAUGGAGGACCCGUCAAUGUCCGGACAGCGGCAGAGAAGGGAUUCGAUUUGGUUUCUUCAUGGACCAGUUUCAUUAGGUCAUCAGGCGAGCAGACAAAACAAGCGGUUUCCCGGCGAAUCACAUUUCCGCUUCGACCUGGGAUGAAGCAGGCUGCGCUGAUUGUGGAUGAUGGCGAAUUCGAGAUCUACGAUUCGUUUGCCGAAGCAAGGGCUUACCUCGUGGCGAACAUUGAUUGGAUUCUGACAGAGUAUGGUGAUGCACACCAUAUCGCCAAGGAGGAUAUCAUCAUGGUUGUCGGCACACUCAAAGCUGCCAACUUUGCCAUGCUGGUAUCAAGUUUUGCACCUCGAACAACGAUAACCUUCAAUGUUCAUGCCAAGUUUGAAACUGGAAAACCAUGGGGAACAUGGGCCGUCAACCGACAGUCCUUCGAUGCCACAAAGGCGUUCAAGAUGUCCUCAUCAUCUGCCGUCUUCCAACGCUCGACCAAAGGCACUGAAGGAUCGUCUCUGGAAAACUGGUACGCUGACCCGUAUGCUCCCGGGGGCAAGGGAAACUAUGGCGUACAAUCUGAUGUGGCGCUGAACGAGUCGGAAUUGAAGUAUAGCGUCAAAGUCUCCACUGUCACGCCUGGGAGAAGAGAGGCGGUCAUGCUCGCAAAGUUGAGAUUUCCACCAGGUAGUAACGAACCUGCUCUGUAUCCUUGA
This is a messenger RNA of Kockovaella imperatae, 3735 nucleotides long. RefSeq lists its product as hypothetical. The transcript is spliced from 13 exons. NCBI's taxonomy places the organism in Eukaryota, Fungi, Basidiomycota, Tremellomycetes, Tremellales, Cuniculitremaceae. The coding region runs from base 1 to 3735 and encodes 1244 amino acids. The record is from RefSeq and is a predicted model, not a curated record. Gene Ontology annotation, molecular function: ATP binding; protein kinase activity. Gene Ontology annotation, biological process: protein phosphorylation.